AUGUCAAUAAAAGCUCAAAGAUUGAAAAAUCUCAUUGACACUGUGAUUAGUGAAUUUAGAAUGAGACACAAAAAUCUUCUAAAGAGAUUUAAACAGCAAAGAAAAAUAACGAACAGACACCUUGCCAGCAUAGAGAACUGUGAACACAGAUCUGAACAUUCAUUGCACACACCGGCUAAAUUCAUUUUAUUUCUUAAGAAAACCUGUGUCCCCAAGAUGAAGGACACUUAUCUUACACAAUGCAUACUGCUCUCUCCAACUGAGUACCUCAACAGAGAGAAUGUGUUCAAGUUACUGGGUGAAGUCCACAUCAAAGAGACAGGAACUAGACAACUUAAAUACGAUGUGUCUACACCUACAUUACGCAGAUCUAUCACAGUGACAGGUGUUAGUAAUGUAGAUCACAUUUCCUGUGUGACAUCAGACCGCGUCUGGAUUAGUGAUUGGUAUAACAAUCUCAUUUUGACAAACACAGAUGGUGACAAACUACAUCAUCUGACGGAUGUACUGGGUUUUUAUACAGGGAUACACACAGUGAACAGUACUGGUGAACUUAUUUAUACUGACAAAGAAUUUAACAUUAACAAACUGACUAAAGACAUGAAAACUAUGUCUACACUGAUAAAGAAAACAAACCAGUGGAAAGCACACUGUGUACACUGCUCCCCCAUCAAUGGAGAUUUACUGGUAGGAAUGUAUAAUAUUGAUAAGGAGACAUGCAAGGUAAACCGUUACAACAACACAGGACAACACAUGCAGACAAUACAAUACAACAGUAAAGGUCAGGAACUGUAUAAAUAUCCUGUGUAUAUCACAGAGAACCUUAAUGGAGAUGUUAUUGUGUCAGACUCUUUCCAUGCUGUGGUGGUGACAGAUCGUAAAGGGAGACAUCGCUUCUCCAUCAAAGAAUCUUCAUUAGAGGCAGGACUAAUGCCGAGUGGAAUCUGUACAGACACGCUGUCACAUAUCCUGGUGGGUGAUUAUAAAACCUAUUCAGUACUAAUGAUUAACAAGGACGGUCAUAUUUUACCACCGAUUCUGAGGGUGUAUCAAUUAAUGGAUAGACCACGGUGUCUAAGUUAUGAUCACAAAACUCACCUUCUUUGGGUUGGAUUAUCAGACAAUAAAGUGCGUGCAUACAGAUACUUAGAAAGGCAAAACUAUCCGUCGUGUAAUUCGAUUUGUCUAUUAGAUUAG
Saccostrea echinata is the source of this 1197-nucleotide messenger RNA. RefSeq lists its product as uncharacterized. The transcript has a single exon. Bases 1 to 1197 code for a protein of 398 amino acids. The record is from RefSeq and is a predicted model, not a curated record. Lineage: Eukaryota; Metazoa; Mollusca; Bivalvia; Ostreida; Ostreidae. Gene Ontology annotation, molecular function: ubiquitin protein ligase activity. Gene Ontology annotation, biological process: protein polyubiquitination; proteasome-mediated ubiquitin-dependent protein catabolic process.